GGAUAUUGUGGUCAAAUGUUUGGGUGAAGUGAAUAAUGCAUCGAUAGUGGCGUUUGACUUCUUUUAACGAGUCCUUCUGAACUAUAACUGCAAGCUAAAUGUAGGAUGGAAAACAACCACAUCUCCUCUAAUGCUGAGGCAUAUUACCAUAAGUGUAGUAAGUGCUCCUUACUGUAAAACACCCAAGAGUGCUAACACCAGAUGCUGGUGAAGACUCAGUCGUCCAGGUCAUGGAAGUCCAAAGGGUUCAGAUGAAGGCAGCUGGACUUCUGUGGUUUCUUGAAGACGUUUAACUUCUCAUCCGAGGAGCGUUGUCGGUUCUAAAUGGAACAUGGGAGAGUCCAGCUCAUAAGCUGUAGCUACCUGUUGUUAUUUAACCAGCAGAAACUACUCUGAGUACCCCUCCUCUCCAGCCCCUGAUGAGUCGUCGUGCUGAUCAGAUGCAGGAAGGGGUGACCUAGACUGAAGCUGCUUAGGAAUGAGAUCCAAAGCUGCAUCAUAGGUACUGGAAAGGUGAAAUCUAAGCCCCGCCCCUAUUUAAAGUGGGGUUUUCCACGUUUGACAUAGACGGCUUCUUUUACUCCUCUCUCACGCCAUCUGUCUUCUCUGUCCAGAAUCUGGGCUUUGUCCUCUUCACAAGUGUGUCCCUUGUCCUUCAGGUGAAGGUGGACUGCAGAGUCCUGACCUGAAGAGGGCGCUCUCCUGUGUUGUGCCAUGCUCUUGUGUAAUUGUUGUUUAGGUCCUCUCUACACUGGACCGCAUAAACGCCGCCGCUGAGCUUCUGUUUGGAUGUUUUGUCUUUAGGAUGGACCAGUUUCUGUCCGUUAAUCCAAAGCAGCAACUAGCAAAGAAAAGGCCAACAGGCACAAAGACACCAUCAUCCCAUACGUGGCAGGAGUCUCAGAGAAACUUAGAGGAAUCUUCUCCAAACACGACAUCCCGGUAAACUUUAACCCAACAACACCCUCAGACAGAACCUGGUCCAGUCGACAUAAAACUACUCUUAAUGAAGCCUCGGGAGUUCAUGCAGAGUUCUGAAGAAAAUGUCACGGUGAUUAAACUCAAACCUUUGACAGAAACUAGCAACGAUCACUAAGCAACAUCUGGUUUGGCUUCACCAGAAGGAGGAUGUUUAUUUCAGAACAGUCGAGGUGUUGUUUUUUUGCUUCUUGUUGACAUUGUUGCCGGACACGUGUCCGAUAGAUGAAUGUCACUCGUUCAAGCAGGAUAUUGAUUAGCAUCAGCAGUCUCCAACAGUCACAGAGGCUGAUGGGAGCACGAGGUGGGUCUUGUAUCUGGGGAAAGCUUCACUGCCAGCAGUGGCGGAUUUAGCAAUUUGGGGGCCCAAGGCGAACACAGACAUGGGGCCUCUUACACUAAAUUUUUGACAAUCUUUAACUGGAUUUGUGAAAAACUACACGAGUUAUUUUCACUUUUUAUUAGUCCUCCUCUUUUUUCAUGUCUUUCCCUCCCUUUGAGUGCUUUCUUCUUCCUGUCAGAGCUCCUGUGCUUGACCUUGAUGGCAGCACGAAGGUAUUGUCCGUCCGCCAGUGAAGAAUAAAACACUUUACUGACCUUCCCAGCUCACACCUGAAGGGAAAGAAUCCGAGAACAAGGUCGCUGCAGGAGAAACCUUCAGGCGAAAGCUCCGUGAACAGCUUUCACCAACUCCUCAUAAAGCAGCACGUUUUGAGAAGAAGGGCCCCACGAGGCAACUUUACAGUCCUUAACUCGUUUUUCAUUAAAAGUGAAAUAAUGCAACGCCAUUCCCAAAAAGCUACUUCAGUUACAUUCAUUUUAAUUACAAUAUGCUGGCAUUUUACUCUAAUAAACUCUGUUUUACAGUGAAGCUGGGAUCUGUGGUCAGCUGUGGCUCUGAUGAACAGUUUUUUUUUUGUUGAUGGAAAGAACGAAAAAGAAAGAGGUCACCUCGCUCAGAAUAGUCAACAACAACAACAACACCGCCCUGCCAGUCUGCAGCCAGCCUGGACCGCCCUCCCCCGCCUCCAUUCCAGCACUUAACGGGUUUUUAUGUCGUCCGUCGGGCAGAUCAGCUCAGAGCUGUAAUUCACAGCAGCAGCUCGCACAGAUGAGCCCAUGCAGAAGUCCAAAACAGCUAAGAAAAUAAUCCCAACAUUUCUGUAUAAAGCCCCUCUGCCGGUGGGUUCUCCAUCUCUACACAUCCUUCAGCCAAAUAAAGUCAGAUGUUCACAUGCUGAACUAGUCCGAUUGUGUCUCUGGACUCUACGCUCUUUGUCUGAUUCAGAAAACGCUCACAGUUUUAAUCCAGUUUAUAGUUUUUGUGUUCCAGGAUUAAACAGUUUAAGUACCUCUAAAAGCUCUUAUUCAGAAAUUCCUAACAGGAAGCUGUAAGUGUAUUAUUGUCCAAAGAUAAGACGUUAUCCCCGCUGUCUCUGGUUACAUGGAAUCAUGUUGAUCCUGUGAUAUCUGUUAUCAGUCAUGAACCACACCUUCCACUUUAGGGCGUCAUCUCACACGUGCUCCGGGUCGCAUCCUCGCUGAAACAUUAGUGAAAACCACCAAAUAUAUCCAAAUAUAUAAAAAUACUACACAGCUUUAGAUUUAAUCUCCACACAGAGGAGGGUGGAGGAUUGACCUGUUCCUAUCCUAGCCCACGUUGUAAAAACGAUCUCCGGGCAGGCAGAAGCACCGCUGUGAGGAACUUAUUAAAUCUGCCCUUUAGUGCCGCUUUAGCAGAAGGAUGCUGUCUGAUCGUUCUUUAAAUCCCUAGUAAAGUUCGGUUUUAUUAAAAUGUGCCGACAAUACGUUGGCUUGCAGAUUUUUGCAUUAAAAUAAGACUUUGUGAUGUUAGGGCGACCGACAUGGCUGUAAGUCUACCUUCAGUUAUUAGAAGGAUCAAUUUAGCAACUCUAAUGUCUUGUUUAGAAUGAAUAAAUUAGGAGUUUCUGGUUGGUUUUCAUGCAUUUUUUUAAGCAAAGUAUCCUGAAAAAUACUUUUAUUGUUUUCAAGGCUAAACUUGAAGAUGGAGCAGUGAAAGUUUUGGGGUAACUCUAGUAGAGCUGUGCUGUGCUUAUACCCCUUUGUACUUUUUCAUUAAAAAUACAUCUAACAUAUUUACCUCAUAUUUGAGAAAACCAAGCUUAAAAAAACAAAGUUUCUAGUUAUUGUUUCUAUUGUCUGUUGCCGUCUUAUUGAUGGCGUCCACAAAGACUUAUACCUAACACUUUCAUUGGAAAAAGGUGAGCCUUUGAAACAUAUUUGUUUAAAUUCUGAUUUAUUCGUUCAUUUAUUUAAAAAGCACCUUCUUACACUUUUCAUGCCCAAGGUGCUGCACUUGAUACAGUAAAAACACAAUAACUUUGUACAGUUGAGCACAAUUUCAGCAAUUACUAAUUCACUUAUUUUCUUUUACAUUUCUGUCUUGAUUAAAGAAGGUAAAUGUAUGAUUUAUGUGAACAUGAUUUAUUAAAGAGGAUGGGUAUUCUGGAGGAUGGCCAUGACCACCUUUUGGAGGCGCCACUGCAAUAUAUGAAAAAUAAUAUUAAAAUUAUAAAUUGUAUUCUUAUGUUAAUGAUGAACUUAGACCUUUUUUACCUGAGUCUAAAAGACUGAAAAGUUUAUUAUUUAUAUUUAUUUAUUUAUUUCAAUUUAAUGACACUUGUUUUUUUCAAGCAAUGAAACAUCAAUUUUCUGGGGCAAUUAUUAUUUUACAAGUGUGAUAUGAGUCUGGUAUCAACACAGAAGUUAAUGCGACUAAAUCUGUAAUCUGUGGUAAAAUAACAUGAUGAUAUAUUAUUUAAAAUUCUGAUAAAAAUGAAAAGUUCCCUGUUGGAAAACAUUUUAGCAGGAAAAAAAUGCAUCGAUCCAAAUAAAAGUCAAGCAUAUACAUAUACAUAGUUGUGGUAUAAUCUGUGAUUCUGGAUCUCCACCCACUGACCCCACGGAGCUCAUUUGUAAGACCCUCUCCUCUCCGCCCCCUUUAGGGAACCCCCAUCAGAGCUUUUAUAGACACGCCUCUGGAUCAGACCGGAGAGGAACACCAGCUGGAAAGUCGCUCCUGGAUUUCAACAACUCUGUUUUUGCGUCUCUGGAACCCGUCCGAUCAGUUUUUCAAAUCUGGGUUUUUGAGAUCAUUUAACUCUACAAGAAGGAUGUGGAGAAAUUCUGCGUUUUAUGUCAUUUAUGUGAUGAUUUAGUUCACAAAGUGGAUCAAAAAAAACGACCUUUCGGAUUAAAACAGCCGAUUUGCUUAUAAUUAGUUAUUUCAAACCUAAAAUAAAGCUUAAGCCCAUUUAACCCUCAGCAGCGCCAUGCUGUCCAGCGUCCGCCGGCACAGCCUCCGUCUGCAGACCGAGCUCCACCGGUGGAGCAUCUGCGACCCGGGCAGUCACCUCGUCCUGGCCCGGGUCCCCGCAUGCAUCUCCCGCUCCAGGUCCUGCACCAGCUCCGCCGGGGAGUCGGACGGAAGCCGCGGGAGCUGGUCCUCCUCAGACUCCGUGAUCUCCUCGGACUCGGCCGUGGAGGCGGCGGAGCCCGGGAGCCCUUACCGGGUGGUGCUGCUGGGGGGCAGCGGGGUCGGCAAGACGGCGUUCGCGAGCAUCUUCGGCGGGGCGGCGGACAGCAUGGACAGCGACGAGUGCGAUCUGUGUGGAGACCAAGUGUGUGAAAAGGAGAUUGAAGUGGACGGAGAACCUGCAACUAUAAUUCUGUUGGACACCUGGGAUGCGGAGACUGACAGCGAGUUGUCUGUGGAGCGCUACAUGCAGAUAGGCGACGCCUACUUGCUGCUGUACUCCAUAACCGACCGAGCGUCGUUCCUGAAAGCCUCAGAGCUCCGUAUAACCCUGCGACGCUUCCGCCCUGCCCGCCACACCCCGAUAAUCCUCGUGGGGAACAAGUGUGACCUGGUGAGGCGCAGAGAGGUGUCAACAAAUGAGGCUCGUGCUUGUGCCGCUGUGUUUGACUGUAAGUUCAUAGAGACCUCAACUGCCAUGCAGCACAACGUCUGGGAGGCUUUCUACGGCAUUGUACGGCAGCUGCGCCUGCGCCGAGACUCCAAAGAAGACAACAAGCGCCGCGGAAACGUCCACUGCACCGCACGCCGCGAGAGCCUUUCCAUGAAGGCUCGGCGUUUCAUCGAUAAGGUGGUUGCUAAGAAGAACUCCAGCAUGGCGUUCUGGCUCAAAUCCAAGUCCUGCCACAAUCUGUCGGUGUUGUGAACGAUCCCCAGAUGUGCAGCAAUCAUCUGAGCAGUUCAUCGACUUAAAAAGCUGCUGAGGAGACAAGAGGGGACGCCUGCUUCAGAGGGACAAUGAGUUGGAUGGCUCAGUCCUCGACGGUGCUCACCAUCCCCCCUUCGUUCCACCUGGUCAGGUGGUGGUGUGUUCGGUGUUUGCAGCGAGUCCGCUCUACCAUCGUGCAGAUGUGUUGAGUCCGAUCCAGACGGCGGGGGACAGCGACCAGAACAAAACCAUGCUUUGGACGCGUUGGGACAAAGACGUUUGAGAGGUCUGCUGAUGGGAACUUUAGAGCACUUUCCAUCUUUUCCUCCUAUUUCUGCCAACUUCUUUCACUUCCAUCUCAGAGCGCUAACACGUCCGUUUGUAAGAUUUGUGCUGCACUAAUCUCCGAUGACAUCUGUAGUAUUUGAUUUCUUCUAUUUAUUUGCGUGUUUUUGCUGCUUGUACGCAGCUUUAGCUGUUCUCGGUGAAAUAAAGUGACAUUUUAGUCAGACGGACGAACAA
Nothobranchius furzeri (turquoise killifish) is the source of this 5726-nucleotide messenger RNA. It is a transcript of the gene gem, whose product is annotated as GTP binding protein overexpressed in skeletal muscle. The record is from RefSeq and is a predicted model, not a curated record. Lineage: Eukaryota; Metazoa; Chordata; Actinopteri; Cyprinodontiformes; Nothobranchiidae. Gene Ontology annotation, molecular function: GTP binding; GTPase activity; calcium channel regulator activity. Gene Ontology annotation, biological process: negative regulation of high voltage-gated calcium channel activity. Gene Ontology annotation, cellular component: plasma membrane.